Molecule: messenger RNA, 4070 nt
Organism: Betta splendens (Siamese fighting fish)
Lineage: Eukaryota; Metazoa; Chordata; Actinopteri; Anabantiformes; Osphronemidae
Product: ADP-ribosylation factor-like protein 8A
Exons: 7
Coding region: 285-869 (194 amino acids)
Biological process (GO): protein transport; anterograde axonal transport
Cellular component (GO): lysosomal membrane
Molecular function (GO): GTPase activity; GTP binding
Source: RefSeq, a predicted model, not a curated record
AUGCGAGCUGUCAUUUCCGUCUUGACGGCGCUGGUGGUAGAAGGCGUAGCUGGUAAACACUAGAGGAAGCUGAAAACACACUGCCGAUAUUAGAGCCUGAAAACGCCGACCUAAGUGUUCAUUACCGGUCGUAUAAAGUCAGUCGGUGUCGCUCGUCUUUCCGUUGCCACUACUGCUUGUAGCCGCGGCUGUCAGCGUCUACAAAAAGGCUGUCGCUGUGUUAGCCCCCUAGCUUGCUAGCAUAGCCACCUAGCCGUAACUAGCAUUAGCAUCAAACGACAAAAAUGAUAGCGCUGAUCAACAAACUGCUGGACUGGUUCAAGGCGCUCUUCUGGAAGGAGGAGAUGGAGCUCACUCUGGUGGGACUGCAAUACUCCGGGAAAACGACCUUUGUCAACGUGAUAGCGUCUGGACAGUUCAGUGAAGACAUGAUUCCUACAGUUGGCUUCAACAUGAGGAAGAUAACUAAAGGCAACGUCACCAUCAAGCUGUGGGAUAUCGGCGGUCAGCCUCGCUUCAGGAGCAUGUGGGAGCGCUACUGUCGAGGAGUCAGUGCUAUAGUUUACAUGGUGGACGCCGCAGACCCAGAAAAGAUUGAAGCCUCCAAGAACGAGCUCCACAAUCUGCUAGAUAAACCGCAGCUGCAAGGAAUUCCUGUUUUGGUUCUGGGCAAUAAGCGGGACCUACCUGGAGCUCUGGAUGAGAAGGAGCUCAUAGAGAGGAUGAACCUGUCAGCAAUUCAGGACAGAGAGAUCUGCUGCUACUCCAUCUCCUGCAAAGAGAAAGACAACAUUGGUAUGACACACCUGAGUGAGAGGUUUUAUUCAACAACAAAGUUAUUCUCCUAUGAUCUGAUCAGUAAAGAAUGAAACACUUCUAGAUAUCAGACAUCACUCUCCAGUGGUUGAUCCAACACUCCAGGACUAAGAGGAGUUCCUGAAAACAGAGCAGGCCAUGUCCAGUUAACCUGUCUCUGACCAAACCCUCAGAACCCCCCCCAGCCCAGUUAUCCUGUCCACUCAUCUCACCCUAUCCUCAAAUUGAGACCUGACUCCAGUGACCCUCAGCCUCCCCCCCAGGAUGCACUGAUUCCUCUGAGUAUUGUACUGAGCUGUGAGACGUGAAGGGAACUGGUUUGAAACCAAAGCAGAACAUCAUCUUCUUUUGCAUGUUUUUUUAUGCAGACAAAUAAGUUCAGCUUUCAUCAGUUCAUUGUGUCUCAUGACUGAACAGAAGCCUGUCACUCACCCAGCAGCAGCAGCAGCAUUAUGUCCACAAAUUAGCUCAAAGUUCUCACUAAUUUAUUGGAAUCUGAUCCAGAAAGGAACUGCCAGCAGAAAUGUAAAAUCCAGUGUUCCACUGUAUCUGAGUCUAUGUUGGUCUACAUCCUCUUCACAGUGUGAUGUGGAGCCAUGUUGGUGCUGUCUCUCGAUGGAUACUGUGAUCACAUGCAGCAGUUUGUGUCAGUAGUGGCACAGAUGAGUUCAGUCAUAUGGCAGUAAGCUCUACACUACUAACUAAACACUGUAUGCGUGUCUGCAGCUUUCAAAUGAAACAGGCAAAGAAAAGUGGUAUCAGUGCAUCUGAAGCGCUCCACACAACGGCCUCCGUCAGAAUCGGUAAGGUUCCCUGUGGUCUUUCCCCAGAGUGGGUCGCUGGUCAGCAGAGGCUGCUGUGUGGCUCGGUGCUCCCUCCUCACCAUCACGUAUUUGCCCUCGUUUUACGUUCCCCCUUCCUCCGUCUCCUCACAGCCUUCAUCCAUCGUCACAUGAGCGUCUCCAUGUCUGUUGUAAACAGCUUGUUUCCUUUUCUUCUUUUUGGGUGUUAACCUUUCAUCGCCGCCUAUUCCCGUCCCUCGCCCUGGCUCAAGCGAGGGAUUGAAGACCUUUUUAUUGCACUGUUUGUUUGGUUUUGUAAGAUAUUAAUGAGAGUAAUGUUAAUAAUCUUAUUGUGACAUAACCUGGUCUGUUGGCAUUUAAUGAAGUGGUACUUAAACUGAAGACGUUUCUGUUUAUAUGUGUGUAAUAAGCUUUUUAUUUCUUACUUGUUAUAUAUUUUUAUUUUUAUGAUUGUUUUAUUUUGUAGGUUCUCUGGAUGUUUAGCCAGAGUUCAGUGUUUUGUGCCGAGGUCAGCUCAUGUGCCAGAAGUGUCACAUCAUCAACAUGUAAUCAAGUCAGAGAGAGCGGAUCGGCGUAAAUACGAUUCAUAGACGCUCCCACGUACCAGCUGCAUAUCUUGGUUUUAAUGAGACCUUUGUCAUUUUAAGUUGGUCGUGACACAGCUUCAUGAUUCAUAACAUCAAAUCAGACAAAGACAUCCUGUCAAGCGCGACUCAGUUCUGAUAUGGCUCAAAUGUCUCUAGAUGCCAAAUCAUUCAGAGUUUAUGAUCAGUGGCAGCACAAAUGUAAAAUUCCCCCUCUGUAUUAAAAUGCUAGAUUGACAGAAACUGUUCAUUUGACAAAAUUGAAACCUUAAACUGGCUGUAGCUAUUUUCAUGAUGAUUCUGCUGAAAUACUGUAAGGCCAUAGUUCAAACCAGAACAGGUCCUAAAAGCAAAAUCACACAUGAUUUCAGUCAAAUUUAAAUUAUCGGGAACAUACGAUGAGGCGUCCACUGUCUCUGUGCAAUAACCAUUAGCAUUAAAUUCUCACUUUAUUGUCACACUACGUCUAUUUAUUUGUUUUCUUUUGGGUUAAAUUUGGACUUGUCCUGGUUCUGACAACAGCCAUUUAGACUGUAGAACAAACUAAAGGUUGAAAGGUUUUCCAUUAUUGUAACAAAGUUGAGCUCUCAGCAGCGUAGAUGAGGAUCGACCGUCAGUUUUCCACUGAGUUGCAACUAAAGACCAUCAGACAAUUCAAGUUGCCUGUUGCUCAGCACACAAACGAUUGGAAAUUUUGUGAUAUUGUGGGAAGCAGGAUUUAGACAGGACGCAUACAGUGUGUGUUGUCUCUGUCCGUAUCCACAAUGUUAGUCUGUGGCCAUGUUUAGUGUUAAAAUGCUGAUCCUCCAGAAAAGGCAGAUUGGGUUUAACAUGUUAAUGUCAGAAUUCGGGUCAAAGUUUCAGCAAAGUCUUCAGUCCUGUGGAAACAGUGGAAAGCUGCAGACGGUGUCAGAGCUCGGAGGUUCCAGCCCAGAACCACGUAGAUGAGCUGCUCACUAACUGGAAGACCUUACUGGCUGUUUCGCGCAGAGCAGCUGCUCCAGGAAACAGGUUCUUGUUCAGAAAAAUAAACAGAACUUUAUCAUGCGCAGUAUUAUCAGAUUGUUGAGGGAAUUUCAAUCACAUCAGCUACCAGAGCUCUUCUUCAUUUGAUAACAUGCAGCACAGAGGUAUCGGCAGUCGGGUGUCGAUCUGAACCACGACGACCCAAAACAGCUCAGCUCACUCAGUACAGUCCCCGAGGAUCGACGUGUUGGUUCGUCAGCCACUGUGACUAGUUGACCACGCUCACAGGUUUGUAUCCAAUCAGAGUCCCGUGUGUGAACCAUGAAGUCCUCCUGCAGCUCGGUUCUGGUCGGCUCUGGGCCGUUCGGGUCACAUACUGAGGGCAGGGAUUGUGUGAUCUGAGUAUGAACCUUUAGACAUGACAUCACUAAACUGGAAUAUGGUCAUUGUAAUAAGAGUUUGAUCUUUUUAAUAACCUACAAACCUGGACUGUUUAUCGACUUUAAAACGUCACUAACAGCAGUUUGAUCAGCAACAAAAUGUUUCAAAAUUCAGCCAGAGCUCAAGUCACAGUGAACAGAGCGAAGAACAGAGGUCACAAGCUGUUCUCUGAGCGGCUGCUUUGGUUUUUGGCUUCAUGCAGCCGAUACCUGGACCUUCCAUGGUACCACAGCGUAGAUGGAGUGUGUGGACCUUUCCCCGUCCUGUUGCUGGUCUUCCACUGACUGACGCUGGAUUGAAGUGCACGUCCACCUUUGAACGUGCAGGAUGAGCACGGUGACACCAGCCUGUCACUCUGAACCUGUUUGUACAUUAUGCUUUGAUUCUGUUGCUUUAAUGUGUUUUAAUAGAAACAUGCCUGUGUAUGAUACUAAUUAAAUUAAACUACGGAGAAACUACA